This is a messenger RNA of Penicillium concentricum, 2382 nucleotides long. RefSeq lists its product as uncharacterized. The coding region runs from base 1 to 2382 and encodes 793 amino acids. Gene Ontology annotation, molecular function: ATP binding; protein binding; protein serine/threonine kinase activity. The record is from RefSeq and is a predicted model, not a curated record. The transcript has 2 exons. Lineage: Eukaryota; Fungi; Ascomycota; Eurotiomycetes; Eurotiales; Aspergillaceae. Gene Ontology annotation, biological process: peptidyl-serine phosphorylation; peptidyl-threonine phosphorylation.
AUGAGCUUAAAGGAUAUCCAGAGUGAGCUCAAGCGUGCGACAUACUACAAAGACACAGCAGAAGCAUUCAUCCCGUAUGAACGCGUCCGAGAGAUAUGGGCCGGUAAUCGGCUGGAACAGUUUCUGAAGACCUGUGAUCCAAGUCUAGGUAUCUCGGAGAUAGAUGCAGCGCGUCAUGGUUUGUUGCGUACGAUAUCUAUCCUCGCGAGUAUCGCUCCCCGAGACUGGCCAGGGUGGUCGAGGUUCAAAGACAUUUUCUUCCGGCAAGAUGAGCUUGUCGCCGAUCGUCGCUGGGACAAAAAUACCCUCGUGCUCACCAAGGAGGAACUUGAGGACGACACCUUUCUUGGGGAUGCCCUCCUGGUGCGUGCUUUCAGGGAUGAUAGGUGGAUUUAUUUUCCAAUAGUUUUGAAAGGGAAUAAGCAAGACCCUUAUGGAGAGGACCUCCGGGUACCACUAUUUCAAGAGGACCAUGUGGUUCGACAGGGUGGCUUUGGGAAAGUGACCAAGGAGAUAAUACCCCCAAAUCAAAUCAUCAUAGGUCAUUUAAGCGACCAGCUCGGUAUACCAGACGCGCCUCAUCCAGUCAAACUCAUAGUUGCCCGAAAGCGCUUCCCCAAGGGAAAUUAUGACGUUGAAGUCAGACAUCUGAAACAUCUCCGAUCAAGCCUGUCCGGCCACAAGCGAAUUGUUUCUGAGCUGGCAAUAUUUACCAUUAGAAAUGAGUUGAACAUCAUCAUGCCGUGGGCGGACAUGGACUUGGAAGAUUUCUUGGUUGGAGGUUACAGAGAGAUGCAACCCGCCCCAUGUCUGAGCGAUCUAAUACAGGAGUCCAGAAAUGUUGCAUCUGCCAUUGAUUUUCUGCACACACAUCUCCAACUCGAAAGCGAAUGGCCCGAGUUUCACCACCAAGCAAUCUGCCACGCGGAUAUCAAGCCCCAGAAUAUUUUGGUCUUCAAACGCGAUGUCUCGUCUACGGGAGUUUGGCGAAUUACCGAUUUUGGUGUCUCGCGAAUUGCACAUCGUGACAUAUCGGGAGAUUCAAAUUACAUGACUAGUAUCAAGGACCAUGCUCCAAGAGGGGGCACAUACCGGGCACCAGAGGCCCAGUCUCAACGAAGGAGCGACGUCUGGUCAUUUGGGUGCAUAUUAGUGCGCGUCUUUGCCUUGGGACUUGAUCCUGAGAGUCUGUCAGAACUUGACAGAAUGCGAAGAGAACCGCUCAAUGCACGCGCUCACGACGAUUGUUUCUAUCGAGGAUCUCCUCCCGCUCUCAAUCCAGCCGUCGAAACUUGGAUUGAGAAUUUACCAACCCGAUAUCCCAUUCCUCACAACCCCGUUUUCUUUCAGGAAUUGCAGAAGCUCCUUCGCUCAAUGCUUGAGAUAAAUUACCACAGACGCUCAUCGGCAAGCGAAGUUCAAAGAAGUUUACACAGACUUCAUUCCUCUAGCAUAUCAAACUUUACUCCUCGAAGCUCAGUAGGCGGAGCAAGCAAAGGAGUGGGUGUUCUUGUCACUGUCAUGAAGUCUGGCGACAUCGACCAGGUCCGCGAAAUUCUGCUAGACGAGGUCGAUGUGGAACAAUGCCAUGAGAACGAACGGCCUUUGAUCUAUGCCAUUGAAAUGGCCAAUGCUUCUAUGAUAAACGCGCUUUCUGAGUAUCAGCGAAAGUUCCUCAACCUAAACUUGGACGUGCGAACCCCCUCGUUUAAAAGGCAAACGCCACUCUAUCUUGCGGUUUGCAAGGGUGAUUUCGACGUCGUGAAAGCUGUGAUUGAUGCUUAUGUUGGUCCUGAAUCCCACGCCAAUGUCAGUCCUUUGUUGAAUGAACUGUGCGAGGAUAAGACUCCGCUCAUGCAAGCAGCCUUCCUUGGUCAGGCCCGUGUGGUCUCAUUGCUUUUACAACGCGGUGCAGAUCACAGAAUCUGCGUGCAGCAUCAAAAGUUAAACUGCUUACAUUAUGCGGUGAAGAUAAAUAAUCUCGCGCGAGAAGACGUUAUCAGGGCGUUCAAGGGCAAUAUGGUUUUCGAUCAGCUCCCACCCGAAAAUCCUCUCGAUAGUUCAGACAAUAUCUCAAGCACGGCAGAAUAUGAGACGCCGAUGAUGCUGCACGUCAGUCUCGCGCGGGAAGGUGUGGAGAUAGACUCUUUGUGGCGAAAUAAGUUCAAGGCACUGUUGGAAGGAGGAGCGGAUGUGAAUAGGAGAUACAAACCAGGAACCAUUUUGGAGAUAAGUCUCCUGCAAAUGGCUGCAUUUGAAAGGAGGGAACUGCUUGCGAAAGUGCUUGUUGAUGCGGGUGCAACACUACCAGAAGGCUAUGUCAUACCGCCAGGAAGUUCUCAUGAAAUGAAAAAGCUUCUCAAGAAAGCGCGCCGUGAGUAA